Messenger RNA from Trichomonas vaginalis G3, 480 nucleotides. RefSeq names its product protein serine/threonine kinase protein. The transcript has a single exon. The record is from RefSeq and is a predicted model, not a curated record. Bases 1 to 480 code for a protein of 159 amino acids. Lineage: Eukaryota; Parabasalia; Trichomonadida; Trichomonadidae.
AUGAGAAUUUUGAACCAAUUAGAAGAAAUGAAUCAAAUUAAUGGUUUAGUUCAACCUGAUUCACCCACCAGAAGACCCGUAGUUGCACAAAGUGCAUUAUCCCAUGCAAAACCAGUUAAUCCAGUCAAACAAGCCCGUAAAAACGAAGUAAUGCAGCAAGCAUUAGAUAUAAAUUCAGGAUCAUUCGACGACGACAGCUUUAGCGAACCAAAAGGUCCAUCAGUUAUUAAGAGGAAGAAUACUGUUACCGAAAUUCCUUCUUUCCAAGGAAACGAAAGUUUAUUCUAUCGUGCAGAAGCAAUUUGCGCAUUUCUUGAGAAAGAAAUCGGAAUUGACGGACUUAUUGAUCUCAAAGAGCUUAUUUACGAAGAGAACGACACUCCUUUCCCAGAACAUCCAAUUCCAACUAAAUACGAUCCGCAGAUCAUUGUAUUGACACGCCAAUUACUUAUUCUUGAUGAUUUACUUACAAAAGUAUAA